This is a messenger RNA of Paramecium pentaurelia, 773 nucleotides long. Lineage: Eukaryota; Ciliophora; Oligohymenophorea; Peniculida; Parameciidae. The record is from the annotation of a GenBank genome assembly.
UAUGAAAUCUAUAGCAAUUCUUCUAUUGAUUCUUGCCUUGACAAAUGCAACAAACAUGAGAGAACAUAAGAAAUAAAAAGAAACUAAAAAUAUUAAAAAUAUGGUUGAACUUGAGUAAUGAUAUAUAUAUUAUAAUCUAGUUCUAAAUUUGUGGGAGAUGCAUAAGAUUUAAGUGGAAAUGUAGGAGUCAUUUCAGUAACAGAAUAAACAAACAAUGAUUUUGUUAGGUAGAACAACAUAAAGAAAGCUGAAACAAAAGAAAGAAAUGCCGUAUUAAAUGCAAUUAAAAAAUCUGAAUCACACAAAUCAUUUAUUUAACUUAAUGAUAAUGAAAUAUAUGUAGAGGAAACUUUGGAUCAAACUCCAAAGAAGGAAAUUAACUUUGCAGAUUUAUUCACAAAUGAUGGUUCAUCACCAGAUAUGGGAUAAUAAGCAUUAAUAGAAGAUUCUCCAAGUGCUCCUAUGGCUCAAUUACCUUAAGAUGAAAAUAUGGAUUAUGUGAGAGCUAUUGAUAAAUUUGAUUUAUUAGAUGAGAAUGGUUAACCAUUAUAAUUAUUGCCUGAAGAAUAAUCACUUUUAGAAAUGAAAUAAUUUGAAAGCAGAUUUUAAUAAGAUGAAAGUCCAUAAAUGGAUGCAGCACCAACAUGGGAUUUAGAAAAAGCAUAUGAAAAGACUCCAGGAUAAAGUGAAUUAUCACCAGAAGAAUUAUAAAGAUAAACUGAUUAGAUGGUUGAUAGUUUGAAAGGAGAAUUGGAAGAUGAAAAUAUUUGAUC